Cicer arietinum (chickpea) is the source of this 1587-nucleotide messenger RNA. Its product is annotated as protein PLANT CADMIUM RESISTANCE 8-like. NCBI's taxonomy places the organism in Eukaryota, Viridiplantae, Streptophyta, Magnoliopsida, Fabales, Fabaceae. The record is from RefSeq and is a predicted model, not a curated record.
UACAAAAAAAUUAAUAUUUUUUCUAUUUUCUGAAAACCCAUAAAGCAAAACAGCAAAGGGGUAUCUUUGAUUUCAAUUGGGUCAAAGAAAAAGAGAGAUUUGGGGGAAAAGAGAAGAGAAAGGUUAAAGCUUUGUUUUGAGGGUUUUGUGUUUUUUUUUUUGCGGCAAUGGGGGAUUUGGAGAAACAAGAGGAGAAGGUGGUGGUGUUGGAUGAAGAAAAAGAAGGAGAAGAAGAAAAAGAGAGGCUUUUGGAGGGUACGGCGGUUUUGGAUUUUGACAUGCUUUGUUCAUCUGUGGCUUUGCAAACUGCACAUGGAACUUGGGGGAAGCUUGGUGGAACAAACUUUGGUGGUGAUGAUGAUGACGAUGGUGAACAACGUGGUGAAGAGUUUGGUGGUGUUUUGAGGAUGUGGGAAGGUGAAGUUCUUGAUUGUUUCGAUCAUCGUUGCAUUGCUCUUGAAUCUACAUGUUGUCCCUGCUACCGAUUCGGGAAGAACAUGAAGCGAGCUGGUCUUGGUUCCUGCUAUAUUCAGGCAUUUGUAUAUUUCCUUCUUGCCAUCUGUGCUCUUUUCAACUCCAUAGCCUUUAUUGUCACGAGACAUCACUACUUUCUGUACAUAGCAGUUGCCUUCAUUAUUACUGGUGGAGCAUAUUUAGGAUUCUACCGAACUCGUAUGCGAAAGAAAUUCAACAUCAAGGGUAGCGACAGUUUGGUGGACGAUUGUGUGUACCAUUUUGUCUGUCCUUGUUGUACAUUGUGUCAGGAGUCAAGAACACUGGAGAUUAACAACGUCCAAGACGGCACUUGGCACGGUCGUGGUGGCACCAUAUGCAUAGGUGGCAUUGGGGAUAGGAGUAAAGAACUCUCUGAGUUGAUUCCUCCUCCUAUUGAGUCCAUCAACCUUACUAAUAGAUAAAAUGAAAUAGAGCGUAGUAUCAUCAAUGAAUCUUGAAUCAAGGUAGUGAGGAAGUUUUGAAACAAUGGCUCUUCAUCUGAAUUGUAUAUCUAGUGUCUGCACUGCAUAUUUGAUUUCAAUUAUCUAUCAAAUUUCUUGGCGAAAAGAGAAUGUGAUGACGGCUCUAACAAAUGCCGUCAAGACUAAUAGGUAGUGGCAGUCAGUGCUUGGAGCAAAGAGAAUCAAAGCGUAUAUAAAUUGAUAAUGUUUGAGUUAAAAAUGUUUAUAGACAAUUUAGACUCAAGCAUUCCAAGGUUAUAUAUGCUUUGGAUAUCUUUGUUCCAAGCAUAAGUGUCAAUAUUGGAUAGUUUAUAUUUUGGAUGGAGAAAAAUGUUGCUUUUAAAAUUACCCAACAAUUGAAGAGAUAUGUUAGUUUGCAAAUGUGCAUAUAGAGUAUGUUAUUUCCCAACUAAUGGGGUCUUAUUUUAACCAGCCCCCGUAGUAUAUAGUUUGAUUAAUGUCAGUGUUGAAAGAAUCUCAUCUUAAUUAUUGUAAUCAAAACUUACUCUUGUUGUAUUUUUAAGCUGAAUCAAGCUUGGCUCUAUAGGAAAGAUUACCUAUUUCCUUGGCAGUUUGAUUCACUGAAUAUUUUGGGCUUAGACUCGAUAUUUUAACUUUAUUAAAUUUUCAA